Messenger RNA from Phytophthora sojae, 1041 nucleotides. RefSeq lists its product as hypothetical. The record is from RefSeq and is a predicted model, not a curated record. NCBI's taxonomy places the organism in Eukaryota, Oomycota, Peronosporomycetes, Peronosporales, Peronosporaceae. The transcript is spliced from 3 exons. The coding region runs from base 1 to 1041 and encodes 346 amino acids.
AUGCUGCAGCUGAUACUUCUGCUAACUCUGCUACUGUCGUGUGUGGGCACGCAGCCCGCCGGCAGUCGCUUGGAGCCCGCCACCGACGACGUGUACACGGUCGUGAGCCGCAUCGACGUGGACGACUCGGUGGUGGCGGUGGUGCGGCGCAACGGGGUCCUCCACCUGCUCUACGACGAAACCAUCAUCGGGGCCGAGUUCGACGACCCGUAUCUGCGCAAGCAGACGGCGUUCCCGGGCUUCACAAUUAUGCAGUGCGCCGCCUACUUGAAGGACAAACCCACGCGGGCGCUGCAGAUCGGACUGGGCAUCGGCACCGUCCCGAGCUUCCUACGAGAGAUGGACAUCCCCACCGAUGUGGUGGAGAUCAGUGAGGCCGUGGUCACGCAGGCGGCGGACUAUUUCCAGUAUGAAUGGUGUCCGAGACCUGAUGAAGAUGACGACGAAGAUGAGGAUGAGGAAGAGGGCGAGCAGAGAUGUCCCAAUGGACGGACAUUGGUCAUGGAUGGACUCAAGUUCCUGGCUAGUAAGCCGCAGGAUUUGGGGGUGCAAACGGAAGACGAGGAGGAGGAGCACCCCUACGACCUGCUCAUUGUGGAUGUCUACACGGGCUGGAACCCUUUCGCCUUCUUCGUUCGAGAGGAGAUGCUGCACGUUCGCGAGAACUGGCUGACGCAAGACGGAGUGCUCGUCAUGAACUUCGUUGGCUACAUGCACGGCCCGCGCGCUGCAGCGCCCAAGUCCAUCUACCGCACGUUGCAGAGCGUGUUCAAGUACGUCAAGUGCUUCCGUGAAAUGGAGGCGCCGGACGAGCCCGAUGCCGCCAACAUUGUCUUCUACGCUUCAGACAAGCCCUUUAGCUUCAACUUGCCGAACACGCGCAUGUACCAGAACCCGCAGCCGUACACAUACUUCAGCGUUGUCAAGAAUUUCCCAAACUGGGAGGUACAAUUCGACUCAUAUCCCAUCGAUCCCUGUGCUUUAUUAACGUAUAAUGUUUGCUCUUCUUGCAGAUUUUCACGGAGCUGCAGGCUGAAGUAG